Messenger RNA from Haliotis rubra (blacklip abalone), 1195 nucleotides. RefSeq lists its product as uncharacterized. The coding region runs from base 120 to 971 and encodes 283 amino acids. NCBI's taxonomy places the organism in Eukaryota, Metazoa, Mollusca, Gastropoda, Lepetellida, Haliotidae. The record is from RefSeq and is a predicted model, not a curated record. The transcript is spliced from 5 exons.
UGACAUAAGCAAACUAUGCAGACCCAUGAUCGCUGGCUGACACCUCAACGUUCCUGUUUUCCCGUGCUGACGUAGCUAGGUAGUGUGACAUUCCUUCAUAUCGUUAUCCUGGACUGAAUAUGCACCUGACUGUGAUUGUACUUUACCUGAUCAUGAACAUACAUUUGGCACACGGUACGUCCGAUCUCACCUGCCCAGAUCGGAUUGAAGUAGGUUCUGAAGCCGCCAUCACUUGUGUUGCACCUGACACAACAGACAAGCAUGGCUACUCUACGCCAAACAGGGAAGUUGCUGCUAUCUGUGAGUUAAAAGCCUCAUCAUGUCAACCCCUCGGCCACUACACAGCAGCAGUUGUCAAUGACACCUGUAGCGUUCUGACCAUCCCUAGUGUGAGAAUAUCUGAUGCUGGAGAAUGGCGAUGUACAAUCCCACCGUCGCCCAUGUUGAUUUGUCACAUGGUCGUCUACAAAACCCCGUCAUGUACCAUGAUCACUGAUGAAGAGACCAAGACAAUAUCUGUGGCGCUGACAGGGUUCUACUGCUCAGAGAGUCUGCAGUUUAGUAUUGUGACAUUGUGUGAAUUAUUUGCCGGAACCGUCAAAGACAUUACAGACGGACACUAUAACUGUACAAAUAUGACCCAAGUCAGGGCAGACCACGCCGACGUGACGUUCACAUGCGGUAAUGUUGAAAGAAGCUUGGAGUGUGAGAAAGUUCUUUACACAACAUCCACAAUGUAUCCUCUGCAGACAACCUCUUCUGGCAUUGCCACAGUUAUGCCUUACAAAACGGAUCCUGCAGGCAUCGUGCUUCCUGUCAUUCUUUGUAUCAUAGUCCUAGUCCUAGUGAUCGCUUUCAUUGUCUUGUAUAAGACAAGGCCAGGUUUAUUCAGGCCAAGGAAGCAUCCAACACAAGUUUCUGCUGAUUCUUCAUAUGUGGGGGUAGGUCAGAAGGAUCUUGUGUCACUUUAGACUACAUUGCUUGGUUAUUUUGAGUGAGGCUCUCCUACAUAUUAACUCAUUCGUAACUACUCGCUUCUUUCCGUGACCUACAAAAAGACUCGUACCUGCUUAGUGAAUGUGAAUGAGGUCAAAUAGUUUCUUUGCGAUUACCGAUUUUCAUGAUUAUUUCCAUGAUUCUACAAUUAUCUUGUUGCUGGUAUUUGUUAACGACAUAAUAAUCUUACUUAAAGUGA